Nematocida ausubeli is the source of this 798-nucleotide messenger RNA. RefSeq lists its product as uncharacterized. The transcript has a single exon. Gene Ontology annotation, molecular function: protein binding. NCBI's taxonomy places the organism in Eukaryota, Fungi, Microsporidia. The record is from RefSeq and is a predicted model, not a curated record. The coding region runs from base 1 to 798 and encodes 265 amino acids.
AUGAGUAUUGAAACACGCACAGCUGAAGCACUCAUCUGCAGCCUGCAAUGCAACGAUAAAGGAAGCGUAGUAUGCGCAGGCACAGAAAAUGGAAAUAUCACAGUAUAUAAAAUAGAAGAAGAUGGGGUUCUGCCAAUUCAGAACCUGGCACACGGUUCUUCUCCUAUAUUCUCCACUCUUUUCAUGGACGACAGAAUAGUGGCAGGCACGCACGAUGGCCACCUGCUGGUUUGGAGACUAAAUCAGACAGAAUACGUUUUUGAGUCUGCCAUAACUGUCUUCCAAGGAUGCAUAAAUACAAUUUAUGAGUGCAAAGGAUCUGUUGUGUGCGGAUGCUCAGAUGGAAGAAUCCGAAAGGUCUCUUUGUCUGGCGAGGUAGCAGCAGAAUGGUUUGCGCAUAAGCACGGUGUCACUGGAAUAUCCGUCUAUAAGAACUACAUAGUCAGUGCAGGCAUGGACUCAGUCAUAAAAAUCUGGAAGGAAGAAGAUCAAUCCCUGGUUGCAGAGCUAAAAGAACACUCCAAGGCAAUUCGUGACUGCCGGAUAUGCGAGAAUCCCUUUGACGUCUUUGUAAUUGCAAGUUGCUCAGAUGACGGGACCCUUUGCCUAUUCACUGAAGAGAAAGUUGGCUCUUUGGAGUUUACAGUUGAUAAGCACGUUAUAGGCACGCCCUGCAGGAAGAUUGCCUGGAGCAGACUGGACCACUCUGUUGCUGUAGGAUACGGCCAAGGAGAAGUGAAAGUAUUUUCCCCAGACUCCAUAUGCAAGUGGAAGGAGUCUUCUUCUGUGCUUCCAUAA